AUGGAGGAACAUUAUUGCAACACAGACAAUAACAGUAACAGCGGCACCACAACUCCGUCCUCUACCGCCGCCGUUGGCGGUGGUGCAACUUCUCCUACUAGCUCCGCUCCUCCGGCGGCGGGCGUGAUUCUCAGUCCCUGCGCCGCAUGCAAGUUCCUCCGACGCCGCUGCGUCGAUCGGUGCGUCCUGGCGCCCUACUUUCCCCCCACGGAGCCGCUCAAGUUCACCAUCGCCCACCGCGUCUUCGGCGCCAGCAACAUCAUCAAAACCUUGCAGGAACUUCCGGAGGAUCGGAGAGCGGAUACAGUGAGCAGUAUGGUUUACGAGGCGAACGCGAGGGUUAGGGAUCCGGUGUACGGUUGCGCCGGCGCCGUUUGCCGGCUGGAGAAGCAAAUAAACGCGUUGCGAGCUGAGUUGGCCAAGGCCGAGGCGGAGAUGCUCAAUUUACAAUGCCAAAAUGCCAAUUUGAACGCUCAUGUUGAUUGGAGGCUGCCGCCGCCGCCGCAGCAGCAUGAUGAUAUGUCGAGCCACCGAAACGCCGCCGCCUUCUUCUUGCCGGAAGAUGCCAAUGUUUGUGCAGCGCCGGCCGGGACGCCACAGCUUUAA
Ipomoea triloba (trilobed morning glory) is the source of this 606-nucleotide messenger RNA. RefSeq names its product LOB domain-containing protein 1-like. The transcript is spliced from 2 exons. Bases 1 to 606 code for a protein of 201 amino acids. Lineage: Eukaryota; Viridiplantae; Streptophyta; Magnoliopsida; Solanales; Convolvulaceae. The record is from RefSeq and is a predicted model, not a curated record.